Messenger RNA from Arabis nemorensis, 1107 nucleotides. The record is from the annotation of a GenBank genome assembly. Lineage: Eukaryota; Viridiplantae; Streptophyta; Magnoliopsida; Brassicales; Brassicaceae.
AUGAGAGGAGCAGGAGAAGAGACAGUGGCUUGGAGGCGAUUUAAGAGAGAUGUUGUGCCGUUUGUUGCAAUGUUUGUGGUUGAGUGUACCACGGUUGGGUCGAACACACUCUACAAGGCUGCAACUUUAAGAGGAUUGAACUUCUAUGUCUUUGUCUUUUACUCUUAUGUUGUUGCAACACUUCUCCUUCUGCCACUUUCUUUGAUAUUUGGAAGGUCAAGCAGAUUACCUUCAGCCAAGUCUCCUCUCUUCUUCAAGAUUUUCUUACUUGGGCUUACCGGGUUUAUGUCAACGAUUGCUGGUUGUAAAGGUAUAGAAUAUAGUUCUCCUACUCUUGCCUCUGCUAUGAGCAACCUCACGCCAGCUUUUACCUUCACGCUUGCCGUUAUCUUCAGGAUGGAACAAGUAGUGUUGAGGAGCUCUGCGACUCAGGCUAAAAUCAUCGGCGCAAUACUAUCUAUAUCUGGUGCUCUGGUUGUUGUGCUGUAUAAAGGCCCAGAAGUUCUUGCUGCUGCGUUUCUUACACAUUCACCACCUACCAUUUCGCCUCACCAGAAUUUGACUUCACUCGAGCCAAGCUGGAUAAUCGGAGGCCUUUUGCUCGCUACACAGUAUUUUCUUAUAUCAGUCUGGUAUAUCGUUCAGACUCGGGUCAUGGAGGUUUACCCUGAAGAAAUAACUGUAGUCUUCUUCUACAACUUAUUUGCAGCACUAAUCUCAGUACCAGUAUGUUUCUUUGCGGAAAGCAACUUGACUUCUUGGGUGCUCAAGCCCGAUAUUUCCCUCGUUGCUAUUAUAUACGCGGGAGUAUUUGUUUCAUUAUUCAGCGCACUUACCCACACAUGGGGUCUGCAUCUUAAGGGUCCGGUCUACAUAUCCUUGUUCAGGCCAUUGUCUAUUGCGAUUGCAGUCGCCAUGGGUGCUAUAUUCCUCGGUGAUGCACUUCACCUUGGGAGUGUCAUUGGAUCGGUGAUAUUGUGCUUUGGAUUCUACACUGUGAUUUGGGGCAAAGCAAGAGAGGAUGCAACCAAAAAUGGUGCUGGUUCUGAGCAUUCACCUUUGCUGCUUACUCACAUCGUCGAAGAUGAAGCCUUGUCCUUAAGAUAG